AUUCUUUGUGGUCAUUUCCUUUCACUUUCUUUGUAUUUCAUUCCUGUAUCUUUCUUGUCUAGACCAAGUGGAGCAGCCAACUGACAGUAGCGCCAUGUAGGACCCUGCAGGAAUCCAAUGGGAAGAAAAAAUCCCAAGAAAAUAGAAACAAGGGAAACAAAAGCCAGGACAUAGCACCGAAGACAAGUGAGCCAGAUUCCACCUCUGCAAAUAUGAGAGAUUCUGUGGAAGGUCCCAAAGAAGAAGAAGAGAGGCGUCCAGCUGCAGCCCCUGAGCAGCCAGCCCUUCUCCAGGAGGGGGUCAUCCAGGAUGCACCACCAGAACUGCCGAUCUCCCCUGCUGCCCAAGAACCACAGCCAGAGCCAGAUGGAAAACAAGAAGCCACAGAUUGUGAGGUGAAUGAUCUGGAUGAAGAAGAGGAGGAUGAGGAGGAAGAAGAUGACGACGAUGAUUUGGAGGAAGACGGGGAGGAAGAAGGCGACAUGCCAAACGAAAGCUCUGUGAAAGAGCCUGAGAUCCGGUGUGAUGAGAAGCCAGAGGAUUUAUUAGAAGAACCAAAAAGCAUUUCAGAAGAAACUCCUGAAGACUCUCCAGAAGGGACACCUGUUGUCCAAAUCCCCAAAACUAAAGAGGAGGCCAACGGUGAGGCGUUUGAAGCGUUUAUGUUUCCAUGUCAGCACUGUGAAAGGAAGUUCACCACCAAGCAGGGCCUUGAACGUCACAUGCACAUCCACAUGUCUACAGUCAACCAUGCUUUCAAGUGCAAGUACUGUGGGAAAGCCUUUGGCACACAGAUCAACAGGAGGCGACACGAGCGUCGCCAUGAAGCAGGGUUAAAGCGAAAACCCAGCCUGACACUACAGCCAUCAGAGGACCUGCCUGAUGGCAAAGUUUGUGGAGAAAAUGUCACUCCUAAAGAUGAAUUGAAUCCUUCCCAUCUUGGGCAAGACUGUCUGAUUCUAAACUCGGAAAAAGCUUCCCAAGAAACGGUAAAUUCUUCGGUUGUAGAAGAGAAUGGGGAAGUUAAAGAACUUCAUCCCUGCAAAUAUUGUAAAAAGGUUUUCGGAACUCAUACCAAUAUGAGACGGCAUCAGCGCAGAGUUCAUGAACGCCAUCUGAUUCCCAAAGGCGUGCGCCGAAAAGGGGGCCUCCUUGAGGAGCCACAGCCACCAGCCGAGCAGGCCCCACCUGCCCAGAAUGUCUAUGUACCAAGCACAGAGCCAGAGGAGGAAGGGGAAGCAGAUGAUGUGUACAUCAUGGACAUUUCUAGUAACAUCUCUGAAAACUUAAAUUACUACAUUGACGGUAAAAUUCAAACUAACAAUAGCACUAGCAACUGUGAUGUGAUUGAGAUGGAAUCUAGUUCGGCAGACUUGUAUGGCAUAAACUGUCUGCUCACUCCAGUUACAGUGGAAAUUACUCAAAGUAUAAAGACCACACAGGUCACUGUAACAGAUGAACUUCCUAAAGAGCCGUCCAGCAGCACAAACUCUGAGUCCAAGAAACGAAGGACUGCUAGUCCACCUGUGCUCCCCAAAAUUAAAGCUGAAACAGACUCUGACCCCGCGGCACCCUCCUGUUCCUUAAGUCUGCCUCUUAGUGUGUCAACAACCGAGGCGGUGUCUUUCCAUAAAGAGAAGAGUGUUUAUUUGUCGUCAAAGCUCAAACAGCUUCUUCAAACCCAAGACAAGCUAACUCCUCCUGCAGAAAUCCCUAAGUUAGGUCCCGUAUGUGUCUCCGCUCCUGCAUCCAUGUUACCCGUGACCUCUAGUAGGUUUAAGAGAAGGACCAGCUCUCCACCCAGUUCUCCACAGCAUAGCCCUGCCCUUCGGGACUUUGGGAAACCAAGUGAUGGAAAAGCAGCGUGGACAGAUGCGGUCCUGACUUCGAAGAAUAAAUCCAAAUUAGAAAGUCGUAGUGACUCACCAGUGUGGAGUUUGUCUGGGAGAGAUGAGAGAGAAACUGGGAGCCCUCCUUGCUUCGAUGAAUACAAAAUAUCGAAAGAGUGGGCAUCUGGUCCUACUUUCAGCAAUGUGUGCAACCAGCAGCCACUGGAUUUAUCCAGCGGUGUCAAACAGAAGGCUGAGGGUACAGGCAAGGCCUCUGUCCAGUGGGAAUCUGUACUGGACCUCAGUGUGCACAGAAAGCCUGGUAGCGACUCUGAAGGCAAGGAGUUGAAAGAGAACCAUUCAGUGCAGCCUUCCUGUGGUGCUGUGAAGAAGAAGAAGCCGACCACCUGCAUGCUCCAGAAGGUUCUUCUCAAUGAGUAUAAUGGCACUGAUUUACCCACAGAAAAUACUCCUGAUGUGACCAGGAGCCCAAGCCCUUGUAAAUCUUUAGAUGCCCAGCCAGAUCCUGACCUUGUUCCUGACUCUGGUUUCUCUGCCCCUGCCAUCGAAUCAUCUGCUGAAGUUUGUCCUUCGUCACCUCCCCUACAAACAUCUUCCUCAUCUUCUGGUCAGCUGCCUCCUCUCUUGAUCCCCACAGAUCCCUCUUCCCCUCCACCCUGCCCUCCUGUGUUAACUGUUGCCACUCCGCCCCCUCCCCUCCUUCCAACUGUCCCUCUUCCCGCCCCUUCUUCCAGUGCAUCUCCUCACCCAUGUCCCUCUCCACUCUCGAAUGCCACUGCCCAGUCUCCUCUUCCAAUUCUGUCCCCAACAGUGUCCCCCUCACCCUCUCCCAUUCCUCCUGUGGAGCAGCUCAUGUCUGCUGCUUCACCUGGUCCUCCAACACUUUCUUCCUCCUCCUCUUCAUCAUCCUCCUCGUCCUCCUCCUCGUCCUCCUCCUCGUCCUCCUCUUCAUUCUCCUCUUCAUCUUCCUCCUCAUCCCCUUCACCACCCCCUCUCUCAGCAGUGUCAUCUGUUAUUUCCUCCGGAGAUAAUCUGGAGGCUUCUCUCCCCACAAUGACUUUCAAACAGGAGGAACUAGAGAACGAAGAUCUGAAAGCCAGGGAAGAGCCCCAGUCUGCAGUUGAACAGGAUGCUGUUCAGGAAACAUUCAGCAAAAACUUCAUUUGUAAUGUCUGUGAAUCACCAUUUCUUUCCAUUAAAGAUCUAACCAAACAUUUAUCUAUUCAUGCUGAAGAAUGGCCCUUCAAAUGUGAAUUUUGUGUGCAGCUUUUUAAGGAUAAAACAGAUUUGUCAGAGCAUCGCUUUUUGCUUCAUGGAGUUGGGAAUAUCUUUGUGUGUUCUGUUUGUAAAAAAGAGUUUGCUUUCUUGUGCAAUUUGCAGCAACACCAGCGAGAUCUUCACCCAGACGAGGUGUGCACACACCAUGAGUUUGAAAGUGGGACACUGAGGCCCCAGAACUUCACGGAUCCCAGCAAGGCCCACAUGGAGCAUAUGCAGGGCUUGCCAGAAGGCCCUUUGGAAACUUCCAAAGAGGAGGAGGAGGAGUUAAAUGAUUCCUCUGAAGAGCUUUAUACCACCAUAAAAAUAAUGGCUUCUGGAAUAAAGACAAAAGAUCCAGAUGUUCGAUUGGGUCUCAAUCAGCAUUACCCAAGCUUUAAACCACCUCCAUUCCAGUACCAUCACCACAACCCCAUGGGUAUUGGUGUGACGGCCACAAAUUUCACCACCCACAAUAUUCCACAGACUUUUACCACUGCCAUUCGCUGCACAAAAUGUGGAAAAGGUGUUGACAACAUGCCUGAGUUACACAAACAUAUCCUGGCAUGUGCUUCUGCAAGCGACAAGAAGAGGUAUACUCCAAAGAAAAAUCCAGUACCAUUGAAACAAACUGUGCAGCCCAAAAAUGGAGUGGUCGUCUUAGACAACUCUGGAAAAAAUGCCUUCCGGCGAAUGGGACAGCCCAAAAGACUGAGCUUCAGUGUUGAGCUCAGCAAAAUGUCACCGAAUAAGCUCAAAUUAAAUGCAUUGAAGAAGAAAAACCAACUUGUACAGAAAGCAAUCCUUCAAAAAAACAAAUCUGCAAAACAGAAGGCUGACUUGAGGAGCUCCUCGGAGUCGUCCUCCCACAUCUGCCCCUACUGCAGCCGAGAGUUCACUUACAUUGGGAGCCUGAACAAGCACACGGCAUUCAGUUGCCCCAAGAAACCCCUCUCUCCUUCCAAAAAAAAAGUUUCUCAUUCAUCCAAGAAAGGUGGACACUCAUCACCUGCAAGUAGUGACAGACACGCCAGCAGUAGUCACCGCAGACGGACAGCGGAUGCUGAGAUUAAGCUGCAGAGCACGCAGGCACCCCUGGGCAAGACCCGGGCCCGCAGCUCAGGCCCCACCCAGUCUCCACUGCCCUCCUCAUCCUUCCGGUCCAGGCAGAAUGUCAAAUUCACAGCUUCAGUCAAGUCCAAAAAACCAAGCUCCUCCUCUUUAAGGAACUCUAGCCCUAUAAGAAUGGCCAAAAUCACUCACGUGGAGGGGAAAAAACCCAAAGCUGUGGCCAAGAAUCAUUCUGCUCAGCUCUCAAGUAAAACCUCCCGGAGCCUGCACGUGAGAGUACAAAAAAGCAAAGCUGUUUUACAAAGCAAGUCUACUUUGGCAAGUAAGAAAAGAACAGACCGGUUCAAUGUAAAAUCUAGAGAACGGAGUGGGGGGCCGAUCACCCGAAGCCUUCAACUGGCAGCUGCCGCCGACCUGAGUGAAGGCAGAAGAGAGGACGGCAGUGCCAGGUCGGAGCUGAAGGACUUCAGCUACAGCCUCCGCCUGGCAUCCCGAUGCCCCCCACCGACAGCCCCGUACAUCACCAGGCAGUGUAGGAAGGUCAAGGCCCCUGCCGCAGCCCAGUUCCAGGGACCCUUCUUCAAAGAGUAGACUCUUCGCCUGCUCCCUGACAGCACCUGAAGUGACCUGGUUUUCGCGAAGCCGGCAGUCUGCCUGCAGGGAGCACCGACCCACGGCUGUGCCAGACUGUGAGAGGCGGGGAGAGCGUGCGUCCGAGGCUGUGUGUGCAGGCGACGCACGUGGUCUCCAAAGGUCCCGAACCCGGGGAGCAGGAAGGUGGCUGACCACCUGGGCCUCCCGACGAUCCUGGACGCAGCCUGGACCUUUCUUGGCAGCUCAGCCUUCCUGGCGGGUGGGGGCGCCUCUCCUACUAUGCAAUUUUUCAAGAGCCCCUUGACCCUCCUCUUGCUUCUCCAUAUCCUUUGCCAGUGUGGGGACUUGGUUCUGGCCCUGGGGGUCAGCUUCAGGCCUAUCUGAGGAGGGCCUUCAGGAGGAGGCCUAGCUCCCCUUCAGGACCACCCCCUUCCCCACGGACCCUCUCCCCACAACAUCUCUGGGAAUCCAUAGCAUACAGACCCCUUGGGGCCAAAUCUGGAGGCUGGGCCCCAGCACUCGGGGAGCCCCGUUUCCCGCCAAACUGUGGCUCUCAAAUCAUUUCCAGGUUGAGAUUCCAGGUGGUCCCUGGCUCUUGAGUCUUUGCAGGGAAGCCCUACAGCAGUGCAUCCAGGAGAAGGACUGUCCCCAUUCAUAGAUGCCGUGGCACAGAGGGGAGUGCCUGGAGCACGGGGUCUCUGUGCCCUUCAUUGCCUGGCUUGUUGGGGACCAUCUACACCUUCAGCGUCUGAGCUUCUCAAAUAAGCCGCCAAGGAAAGCAAACAAAGUUGGACACGGGGCAAAAAUGGAAGGACUAAAAAGCACAGGGGAAAGACAAAGAGAUUUCCGGAGGCCAUAAAUGCCUGCCAGGGGAUGAGGGGGCAGACCCCUGCUCUCUGGUGGACAGUCCAUGUCUCGGGGAAACGGGUGACUGAGCUCGGAGUUUGGACCCGGUUCAGUGGGGUUCUUGGGUUUUGUGCCUUUGGGACAAACCCCAGGUGAAGAGGCCUGAGACCGCUUUGGUGUCGUUUUCUCAGCUUGGUUCCAGUAGUGAUGGGUCCAACCCAGAGUGGGGGAGGGGACUCGGGGACAUUGUCACACAAUAAAGGGAUCUUUUUUUUCAGGGCUACUAGGGUUGAUCUUGCAACUCUGUAAAUAUGUAUGUAGACACUUUUAAAAGCACGUAUUUAUGUCCCU
This is a messenger RNA of Ictidomys tridecemlineatus (thirteen-lined ground squirrel), 5969 nucleotides long. It is a transcript of the gene Prdm2, whose product is annotated as PR/SET domain 2. NCBI's taxonomy places the organism in Eukaryota, Metazoa, Chordata, Mammalia, Rodentia, Sciuridae. The record is from RefSeq and is a predicted model, not a curated record. Gene Ontology annotation, biological process: regulation of gene expression. Gene Ontology annotation, cellular component: nucleus. Gene Ontology annotation, molecular function: protein binding; histone methyltransferase activity.